AGUCUCUCGGGAGGCUGGAUUAGCCACAAGUUGUGGUGAACCAGGGUAAAAUCGGUGUGCCUCUUUCUUUUCUCUUUACUUCUCGUUUAUUCAUUUUUAUUCCUGCGAUUUCUUGAUCAAACGCUAUUCACCUCCCCUCUAGCGUUGUUCUAUUAUUCUAACAAUUGGUAUCAGAGCCUAACUUGCGUCCAAACUUAACCGUUUGAGAGUAAAGCGAUCAUGGGCUCUUCUUCUAGAAAUCUCUAUGCAGGAAUUGGAGAAGGUCAAUCAACCUCUAGGCCACCACUUUUUGAUGGCACCAACUACUCUUAUUGGAAGGAACGGAUGAGAAUCUAUAUUCGUUCCACCAACUUCCAAUUGUGGUUGGUGAUCAAAAAUGGCGAAGAAAUCCCUAUGAAGAAAGUGGGAGAAACCACGGUCCCGAAGACCGAAAACGAAUUCGAUGCCGAGGAUAUCAAGAAGGUUGAAAACUAUGCAAAGGCCAUCAACAUGCUUUAUUGCGCGGUCAACCCCGAUGACUACCGAAAGAUCUCCUGCUGCACAACCUCCAAGGAGAUGUGGGACAAGCUUGAAGUGACGUACGAAGGUACCGAUCAAGAUCUUGUGAGGAAAAUCCUUCGGAGUCUCACACCCGAAUGGAGGUCAAAAGCCGAUGCAAUCUACGAAUCCAUCGGAGUCUCCAACGUCACCAUCGACGGGCUAAGAGGUAACCUUAAAACCUAUGAAUCUACUAUUCUAACCCCAUCUUUGGAUGAACAAAAGAAAAAGGGGAUAGCUCUCAAAGCCACCAAGGAACCGGUGGAAGAGGCUUCAAGCGAUGACGACAAUGAAUUCGGGCUCGUCAUCAAAAAGUUCCACAAGUUCAUGAAGAAGGAAUUUGAGCGGAAGGGAAGGAAGCACGACGGUCCUCCCAAGUGCUACGGCUGUGGCGAGAUUGGCCACAUCAAGCCAAGGUGUCCAAAGGCCAAACACGGCAAGGACAAGCCUGGCUUCAAGAAGCAAGGGGCCUACAUCUUUUGGGGUGGCGAUUCCGGUGACGAAUCAACCGACCAAGAGGAGGACGAAGCUGCAAAUCUCUGCCUCAUGGCACACGAAGAUCAAAGUGACGACGUCCAAGAGGACAAGAGCAGGGCCGCCACCUCCGGGAAAUCAAAGUCCAAAUCCCGGGCGCCUACGUCAUCCUCCGAGGAGCGCCUCUACUAUGGCGACGGGUCAUACCUUUGGUUUGAUUCCGAGGAGGAGCGCACCCAUUUCCUCACCUUCUUCUCUAAACGGGUUGUGGCUCCCCCACGAAUCAUCCCGGAGCGUUACCCGGAGUUGCAGGGCUACGACGACCUCGACGCGCAGCUUCAUCAAGCCGGCCUUUGGCCGUUCGUCUCCCGGGCGCGCAAGGAGAUCAACCCGGCGCUGAUUCGGGCCUUCUACUCCAACCUCCGGCGUGAGGACGACGGCCUUAUCCUCAACGAGCUUGGCAUCACCGAGCUCAAACGCCAUGCCUCAGGCCGCCCAACCAUCCACUCCGCCAACCCCGAAGGCCGCCUCAUCCUCUACAUCGUCUCCCGGAUCAUCAAACCCCGGAAGCACGGCCACACCAUCAUGCACGGUGAAGACCUCAAGCUUAUCCAUGCGAUCAUGCAUUCGGCCCCAAUCAAUUGGGCAAAGUUUGUCAUGAUCAACAUGACGAUUGCCGCGUCCACCGAGCACGACCACCUCCUCCCGUACCCGUUUUUGGUGAUGGACAUCCUUGAAUGGUUCAAGGCCACGAAGAUUUGGACAAUCAGCAACCAAACCUUCAUCAAGCGGUCGGACAACGCCGCGGCUGCCACUGCCCAGCCACGCCGCACUGCCACUGCCGCUGGCCCAGCCGAACCCCAGGCCCGGGCCAACCUUGCCUCCAUCGCUGACUCCCUCAACCGGCUCCACCUCAAAGUUGACGGGAUGAGAGGCUACCUUGAACGGCUCGACGUCGCUGUUCAACGCCAAGGGUACGCCAUGAACGCGUACUUCCAAGGCAUCCACUACGUCCCCCCACCGUUCCACGGCACGUUCCUUGGGCAAGUGUACGGUGACGAAGACGAAGCCGAUGACUCCUACGCCCCGUCAAGCUCCCCGGAUGAAGACAAGUUCGACGAUGCCAUCGAUGGGGAUGAGAUGGACGACGACGACGAGGAGGAGGAAACCGAAGACGAAGACUAGGACUCCCCUAGAAUUUCUAUCUCUUUUACCUUAAUUAUCUUGUUUUUUUUAAUGCUUCUGUUGUACUCCACUAUUUCCUUUAAUAAAUAAAAUCAUCUUUUUGAUAAUGUCAAAAGGGGGAAGAAAAGGGCUAUGCAUAU
Messenger RNA from Cuscuta campestris, 2336 nucleotides. The record is from the annotation of a GenBank genome assembly. NCBI's taxonomy places the organism in Eukaryota, Viridiplantae, Streptophyta, Magnoliopsida, Solanales, Convolvulaceae.